CUAAAAGCUGUGCUGCAUACCGAAGGACUCUAGCGCAAGAGGGAAAAAAACCCGUUUUUGCCACGAUAAGACCAACUUCCCCUCCUCAACACCUCAUCUGUUUAACACAGAGCAAUGUCACUGGUGCAGCAUGUUUCUGUCAUUGACGGUGUUGAUCGCGAACCCGAACCAGACCUAGUUGAUGAAUGCGACUUCGCUCCCAUACGCCGAAAAAUCAGCUACGAUGUUCUCCAGCCGCCGACCGACGCUAUCCCGGUCGCAGAAACGCGGCCUGGAACACCAGCUUACAAACAUUCCCCUGCAAAGAGAAUAGCCCAGGUCGCCGUCGCUGUGCUCGCGUGCUGGAGCGCGUCGGGGAUCGUGUUUGGCUUUGCGGCACUCAAGCCUGUCCUUGUUGAGGAAGGCGUUUAUCACGAGCGUUGCACUCCUGCCGAAAUAGAUGAAGGGCUUGAGCUGUGCGCACAGCAGGACCUUAGACUCAACCUGUUCUUCACUAUUGCUUCAAUAACAGCCAAUGUCUCCGCUCUUCCAGUUGGGACGAUCUUGGAUCGAUGUGGAUCACGUGUGUGCUGGUUCAUUGCUUGCCUGCUUCUUGCUGUCGGCGGUGUCAUCAUGGCCUUUGCAUUCCAUGAACCCGGCUUCGAUGGCUAUAUUGCGGGGAAUUUCUUCCUCGCUCUGGCUGGCACCUUUUUAUUUGUUCCCUCGUUCCAGAUCGCGAAUGCGUUCCCCAAAUAUGCGGGGUCAAUCGUCGCGCUGGUGACUGGUGCAUUCGAUGCUUCUGCUGCUGUGUUUCUCUUCUACCGGCUCAUAUAUGAGGCGUCGGGCAGAUCUUUCACCCCGGAUAAGUUCUUUCUGGGCUAUCUGAUAGUCCCCGUGUAUAUCUUCAUCGCCCUUGUGACCAUAAUGCCGGCGCGCGACUAUGUCUCGACCCUGCAAUUGGAAAACAAGAUAGAAAUGGCCGAAGAUGCCACACGCGACGUUCACGACUCCGACGAUGAAAUUGAGAGUACGUCGGAGCUAAACCGGGUGCGGAAGAAGCGAGCGGAACGACGUCAGAAGAAGAUACGUCAGAUCAAUGCGGUGCUCGGUGAUAGAGAUGAGCGGCAGAUGCGUGCGGAACGGGAAGAGGAUCGCCAGCAGACGAGUUCGGUUUGGGGUGUAAUGCACGGCCUGCCGGCGCACAGGCAGAUGGCUACGCCCUGGUUUAUCCUCAUUACGCUGAUGACUGUUUUGCAGAUGAUUCGCAUGAAUUACUUCAUCGCGACGAUUCGCUCGCAGUAUGAGUACAUGCUUGGGUCGAUCGAGGAGGCAGAUAAGAUAGGUGCCUUUUUCGACGUCGCACUGCCGGUCGGGGGUGUUCUCUUCACGCCCGCGAUUGGGUAUCUGCUUGAUCGCCUUAGUGUGCCAACGAUGCUUGGGGUGAUUGUGCUUUUCACCACGGUCAUUGGUGUGCUGAACUCCAUCCCGGCAGUGUGGGCUGGUUAUAUGACUGUUGUGCUCUUUGUCUUACUCCGGCCUCUCUAUUACUCGGCCAUGUCUGAUUAUACUACCAAAGUCUUCGGCUUUGCCACGUUUGGGCGUGUGUACGGUGCCAUAAUUUGCCUCUCGGGAAUCGCAAACUUCUCUCAGUAUGGGCUCGACGCAUUGACGCAUCAUACGUUUGAUGGAAACCCAAUUCCAAUCAAUGCUGCCUUGGCAGUUGCGGGAUUCAUUGUUGGAACAGCGCUCGUGAUCUUUGUUUUCGUGUCUGUGAGACAGCUGAGAGAGCAGGGUCGGGUGGAUGAGGAAGAACGCGAGAGACUUCUUCUGGAAGAGGAUGAAGAAGAGGACGAAUACGAGGAUUAUGAAAGUUACCGUUGAUCGAAUAGCAGUUUUAGGGGGUUGAGCCGAGGGAUUAAAAAAAAUUGAAAUUAAUUCACAGUAUG
This is a messenger RNA of Penicillium samsonianum, 1925 nucleotides long. Its product is annotated as putative MFS transporter. The transcript has 4 exons. Gene Ontology annotation, molecular function: transmembrane transporter activity. The record is from RefSeq and is a predicted model, not a curated record. Gene Ontology annotation, biological process: transmembrane transport. NCBI's taxonomy places the organism in Eukaryota, Fungi, Ascomycota, Eurotiomycetes, Eurotiales, Aspergillaceae. The coding region runs from base 115 to 1860 and encodes 581 amino acids. Gene Ontology annotation, cellular component: fungal-type vacuole membrane.